CGGCGUGGGCUCCUUAGGGCUGGCGAACCCAGCUCUGCUCCCGGCCGGUUUGGAAAAAGGGCUGGCAGCGGGCUCUGUCCCCGCUCUGAGGAGUCCUGGGCACCGGGUCCUGCCCGCGGCCCCCAGCCGAGCCCAGCGCUGCCCGGAGCGGGACCCCAAGGCCAUGGAGGCUCCCCAAGGGUUCAGCGCAUCGCGGUGCAGAGAAGCCAGGGCUGAGUGCAGGGACGGCCGAGGGAGGGGAUCAAACCCGCUCCCGCUGCCGGCCGGAGCCGCCGCGUGUUCCCGCCGGGCUGGGGCGGGACCGGAGCCUGCUGAUUGUCCUGGGCGAGCAGAACAUUCCCAUGGCCCCCACGGAGCUGCACCGACCCCCCCGCCCUUGCAGAGGCAGGGCACGGCUGCCCCGGUCUCGGAUCCCCCUGACUGCCCCCACCGCUCAGGGCUGCAGCGUUUUCCAAACUCCAGCAAUUUGCAGUUCCCCCUUUGUCUGCCUCCCCUGCAUCCUCCAAACCUUCCGGAGCCCCUUCUGAGCCUCCCCCGUGCCCAGCGCAGGGGGUGCCGGGCUGCCCGGGGAGCCCCGCCGGGUGCGGGGAAGGAGAGCUCCGGGUGCUUGGGCUGCGGGACCAGCUGCCCUGUCCCCUGCGAGCAUCAGGUGCUGGGCCAGGAGGGCGCUGUGGGUGUCCCCCAGUUCCUCCUGGGCUCUUUUGGAUGCCAUCGGUGCGACAGAGCCCAGCUGGAACGGGGGAUGCUGCGGGACCGGAGCCGGUCCUCCACAGGGUGAGGUUUGCAGCAGGAUUUGCUGAGGGUGCAGCCGGCUGAGCUGCCCUGGGCUUCAGCCCUUCUCCCUUCCGCAGCUGGGAGCUCUCCUUGUCCGAUGCCACCGUGCCAAAGGCAGAGGUCCCCUGUCCUGCCGGGCUGGUGGAUCAGCAGUGUCUGCAGCAGCCCGGGCUGGCUGUUGGCUCUUUCCACCCUCGCCGUGCAGGGGGUGCAGCAGUGCCAGCAUUACCAAAAACUGCUCGGGGCAGUCACAGCUGGGGUGUGAGCAGCUCCCCACAAAGAGCUUGAUGUCCAUGAAAGGGGAAACUCAGGCCCAUGAGGGCAGCAGAACAUUCCCAUGGCCCAUGCUGGAGCUGGGAAUGGAAAACAGCCAGGCCCUGACACAGGGUCUGUGGGUGUGGAGAAAACCCAUGGGAUGGAAGGAGGGAGCAGGUUCCCCCCCACCACAUGCCAGGCUAACCCUGCCCAGACCUGCUGCAGCCCCAGGUCACCUUCCUUGGAAAGCCAGCCCAGGCUCCAGCCCCUGACUGAUGGGACCAAGGGUCAGCUUGUCCAGCCCCAGAGAGGGGCCCAGGGGUAGGUAACACAGAGCUGACCUGUGCUCCAAAGCCCUCCUGGACUCUCCUCUUGGCUUUGAUUCAACCCCUAAAGCUAAAUCCGAACCAGAGUGCUGCUUGUUUGCUUCAAUUCCCUGUCUUUGGGAAACAUGGCACUUCAUGUGUGCUGCUUGUCCCAACAGAGCUGUGUCCCUGGAGGAACUGUGCUGCCCUGCUGGCUGAGUCCAGAGCUGGAACUGGGCCAGCCACUUCACAAGGUUGAGGUGCCAUCAACAGAGCACUCAUUUCUGCUCUGCCAGUGGGGACAGGAGGGUCAGAGUCCUCACCUGGGGGUGCAGGUUAUUCAGUUUCAGCAGGAGGUUUGUGUGAGCAGUGUCUCCAUGCAGAUGUACAGGGGGAUGAAGGGGAUCAGGAGGAAGCUGAUCUCUGAUGGAUGGUGGCUACUGCCAGCACCAGGUCACCCCAGGACCCCCACAGCAAUGCCAAGUCCCCCUGCAGCCCCACACAAAGCUGGUGGCCCCAUGGAAGUGGGCAAAUGCCCUGUUCCCUGCAGAGCUGGGAUGGAGAGAACCAAAUCCCUUGGGGUUCAGGUGGGCACAGCCCUGUCCCACUCCCUGCCUGGCCGUCUGUCCCAAAGCCCACUGGUGAGCUGUUGGCUGCACUUGUGGCUUUAUUCUUAGGGCACAUGGGAUGAGCACAGAGCUCUGCCCAGCCUUGCUGUGCCACUCCUGCUCUGUACCAGGGAAAGAUGCUUCUGGAGCCCAGACCUUCGCGGUGAGAUGGAGCAAGAGCAGGUUCUUGUUGCUGUUUUGGCUCCCUCAAAUGUUUCUGUGGGGCCCUGGGAGUAUUUGCUGAAGGUAAGGCUGGAGUGUGUGCUCACAACACUCAAACACAGCGUUAUCUUCCGGAAAUGAGGGAUGGCCUUGGACCAGCAACGUCAUAUUUGUGAAUGUCACUGUGGUGAGGGAGCGCACCCAGCCUUGCCUGGCACUGCUGCCACCACCGGUGCCCGGGCAGCCACAGCCACUCCUUCCCACAGCCCCAUUGUGCAUCUGUCGGUCCUGGGCAGGAUUGUCAUCUUCUGAGUCAACCAAGCAGCACGAGGUGCUUCACCACAUCCUGGCAGGUGACGUCAAAGCGCUUGGCUCCCUGUCACACCGCAGAGAUGCUGUGUGGUGGGGGGCCGCCUGCCCCACACCCUUCCCAGCAGGGUUUGGGCAGCAGCACUGCUGGAGAGCUGGCUCCAGCACCCACAGCUGGCAAGCAAGUGCAGGGAGGUGCUGGCACUGAUUUAUCAGUUCAGCACAAAGCCUGGGAGAAACGAUGAGCAGGUGCCACCCACUGUGUCCGGCCACGGGUGGGGCUGGGGCCCAGCUCCCAUGGAAGCUUGCUGCAGCCGGGGCCGCUGGUCCUGGCUCCCUCAGGGACACCGCAGGGAGCCGGCAGCCACAGGUGGGCUCUUGGAGGCAGCUUGGAGAGUGGGAAUUCCUUCAAGCCCUCUGCUGAGCUGGAGGAGCCGGAGCCCAGCAGAAAGCAGAGCAAAGGCAGACCCCAAGUUUCGGGAGAUCUUCCACUUCAACACCCCCGUGCUCAUGUGGGACCAGCACUUCACCCUGGAGACCUGGAACAGGCUGAAGACAAGACAUGUCCCCUAUGGCUGGCAAGGCUUGUCCCUCGCAGUGGUGGGCAGCACCCUGCAGCUCCUCAAUGCCUCGGCCAACCGGCAGCUCUUCGACAGGGCCGCCUUCUCCGGGGGCUGUGUCCGCUGUGCCGUGGUGGGCAACGGCGGCAUCCUCAACGGCUCGCGGCAGGGCAAGGCCAUCGACAGCCACGACCUGGUCUUCAGGCUCAACGGUGCCGUGAUCAAGGGCUUCGAGAAGGACGUCGGCACCAAGGUCUCCUUCUACGGCUUCACAGUGAACACCAUGAAGAACUCCCUCAUCUCCUACGAGGAGUACGGCUUCACUCAGAUCCCCCAGGGCAAGGACCUGAAGUACAUCUUCAUCCCCUCGGAUAUCCGGGACUACGUCAUGCUGAAAUCAGCCAUCCAGGGCAGCCCAGUGCCCGAGGGCUCGGACAAGGGAGAUGACCCACAGAAGUAUUUUGGACUGGAGGCAUCUGCCGAGAAGUUCAAGCUGCUGCAUCCUGAUUUCUUGCAGUACCUGACAGCAAGGUUCCUGCGGUCAGAGCUCCUCAAUACCCAGUACAGCUCCCUAUACAUGCCCAGCACUGGUGCCCUCAUGCUCCUCACCGCGCUCCACACCUGCGACCAGGUCAGUGCCUAUGGGUUCAUCACAGCGAACUACGAGCAGUUCUCAGACCACUACUACGAGGUGGAGAAGAAGCCUCUGGUGUUUUAUGCCAACCAUGACAUGAUGCUGGAGGCAGCGCUCUGGAGGAGCCUGCACCGCGCAGGGAUCAUCACCCUCUACCAGCGCUGAGGUCGGGAGGUUGCCCACAGGGCCAAGUCCGAGGACUCUUGAGGCUCUCCUCCUUUCUCCUGAGGGUCACCUUCUCCCUCCUGAGGGCUCUCCCCAGCUGGCCAGCCAGCCCACGGAGCAGGCUUGCUGCACCACAGCCAGCAGUGAUGUGAGGAUAACGGGGAAGCUGGUGCUGGUGGAGGAAUGCUGCAUCUCCUCAGGCAUCAGUGUGAUUGAACAUAGCCUUUGGGGCAGCCAGAAGCACCACAGCAUGUGGCUGUGCCCUGCCAGCCCCAUGAAUGUGGCUUUGGGGCAGCAGUGGCCCCUGUGGAGCACAGGAAGGGCAGGGUGAUGCUGGAAGAGGAUGCUGGAAAAUGCCCUUCACCCUAGAUGCUCAUCACCAUGUUGGGACCACAGCAGGCAGGAUAAAUCCUUGCACUGGAGCUCAGGUGACAAGAGGUGACAUGUCUAGAGAACACCUCUCUCCAGAAAGACUGCAAAGUCCUAGCUCCAGCCAGCUGUGUGUGGAUGUGUGCCACGUUCCAGAAGGAUCUGUUUGCCUCCCUGGUCAGUGGCACAGAGAGCAGGACAGACACAGUGGGCCCUGUCACUGUCCUCUUUUUGAGGUCUGGUGUUUUCUGACAAGGAAGGGGCUCAAAAGCCAUCAGCUAUAAGGAGGGUCACAGCAGCUCAGCCAGGACACCAGGAACACUCCAGGCUCUGAGCAGCCCAGAGGUGACACUGGCCUCAGCCAUGUGUGGCACUGGCUUUGUCAGGCUUUUCUUGCACAGGGACUCCAUGGUGCCUCUGAGAGGCAGCCCCACACCAGGUGGGUCAAAGUGAUGGUCACUCUUAAUUUCCUUCCCCAAACCCCAAGGGAGGGGAGGGUCCUGAACCCUUCAGCUGUCCCUUAUCCACCAGCACUGCUCAGGGAGACCCACCUGCGGAGGCUUCUCCAGCUGGUGGGGGCUGGAGACAGAGCAGUGUAAUGCAAGACACUUUCCCACUUUGUGUAAUUACAUAAAUGUUGAAUGAUUGUUUUCCCUA
Haemorhous mexicanus (house finch) is the source of this 4798-nucleotide messenger RNA. RefSeq names its product ST6 N-acetylgalactosaminide alpha-2,6-sialyltransferase 2 (gene ST6GALNAC2). Gene Ontology annotation, molecular function: sialyltransferase activity. The transcript is spliced from 10 exons. The coding region runs from base 2711 to 3772 and encodes 353 amino acids. The record is from RefSeq and is a predicted model, not a curated record. NCBI's taxonomy places the organism in Eukaryota, Metazoa, Chordata, Aves, Passeriformes, Fringillidae.